AUGGCGUCUUUGGUCGACCUGCCAGAUUCUGUCCUGCUGGAGGUUUUCUCUUACCUCCCCGUCCGGGACCGGAUCCGCAUCUCGAGGGUCUGUCGCCACUGGAAGAGGCUGGUGGAUGACCAGUGGCUGUGGCGACACGUCGACCUGACGCUCUAUACGAUGCGGCCUAAAGUCAUGUGGCACCUCCUUCGUCGGUACAUGGCGUCGCGGCUCCAUUCCCUGCGCUUGGGCGGCUACCUGUUCUCGGGCUCCCAGGCCCCUCAGCUGUCCCCUGCCCUGAUGAGGGCCCUGGGUCAGAAGUGCCCCAACCUGAAGCGCCUCUGCCUGCACGUGGCCGACCUGACCGUGGUGCCCAUCACCAGCCUGCCCUGCACGCUGAGGACCCUGGAGCUGCACAGUUGUGAGAUCUCCAUGGUCUGGCUCCUCAAGGAGCAGGACCCCACGGUGCUGCCCUUGCUUGAGUGCAUCGUGCUGGACCGCGUCCCCGCCUUCCGUGAUGAGCACCUGCAGGGCCUGACGCGCUUCCGUGCCCUGCGCUCACUGGUGCUUGGGGGCACCUACCGUGUGACCGAGACCGGGCUGGAUGCAGGCCUGCAGGAGAUGAACUACUUGCAGAGACUGGAGGUGCUGGGCUGUACCCUGUCGGCCGACAGCACCCUCCUGGCCAUCAGUCGCCACCUGCGAGAUGUGCGCAAGAUCCGGCUGACCGUGAGGGGCCUCUCUGCCCCUGGCCUGUCAGUCCUGGAGGGAAUGCCGACCCUGGAGAGUCUGUGCCUGCUGGGCCCGCUCGUCACCCCAGAAAUGCCCUCCCCAGCUGAAAUCCUCUCCUCCUGCCUCACCAUGCCCAAGCUCAGGGUCCUUGAGUUGCAGGGGCUGGGCUGGGAGGGUCAGGAGGCCGAGAGGAUCCUGUGUAAGGGGCUGCCCCACUGCAUGGUCAUUGUCAGGGCCUGCCCCAAAGAGUCCAUGGACUGGUGGAUGUGA
This is a messenger RNA of Orycteropus afer afer, 981 nucleotides long. It is a transcript of the gene FBXL12, whose product is annotated as F-box and leucine rich repeat protein 12. The coding region runs from base 1 to 981 and encodes 326 amino acids. Gene Ontology annotation, cellular component: SCF ubiquitin ligase complex. Gene Ontology annotation, biological process: SCF-dependent proteasomal ubiquitin-dependent protein catabolic process; positive regulation of protein ubiquitination. The record is from RefSeq and is a predicted model, not a curated record. Gene Ontology annotation, molecular function: protein binding. NCBI's taxonomy places the organism in Eukaryota, Metazoa, Chordata, Mammalia, Tubulidentata, Orycteropodidae. The transcript is spliced from 3 exons.